AUGCUUGCUUCUCCGUCCGACGAGGCUGUACGCGCACAGCCGCUCCUCGAAACGCUUCGCGAUGAGCGCCCGUCGCCCGCAUCGAAAAAUGCUGCCGGCUUAUCUGCAACUGCUGCUUCCCGUAAGCGCCUGCUCGACUGCUUGUAUCUCUUGGCUAUGUUAUGGCAAGAGCAGAUGAGCUACCUAUUUACUUCGUGGAGGUUCUCCUCUAUCUCUAUUAUCAAAAUUUCAAUUCAAUCAAGAGCAUGUUACUUUUUUUGAACUUCUUCAUACAUCAAGUUGGCGUUACGAGUGUUAUACCUACGGAAAUCCCCUAAAUAUUAUGGAUCCUGUCCUCAAGUGUUACACUCUCUCCUAAGAAGAGGUCUGGUUGGCCUCACAAGCAACGUGGUUUGUAGCCUGAUUGCACCGAUUUUGCCGGAUGAGUACUUGAGACUUGGGAUCGAUGUCUCGUGGGUCGGUUCGGUUUUUGCCGUGUAUUCCGUAGCCGUCCUUAUCUUUACGCCAAUCAUAAGUGCAGUAACGUCAUCCACCUCAGUGUCAAGCUCAUCAAAUACGAAUUCGAAUGCCGCUACCGACGACGCAGUUCCAGCAGCGCUUGCGGUGGACGUCGAGAAGCACGCAGGUCUAGAGAGGAACGCAGAAAUAAAAGAUGCAGGACAAAUGAACCAAGCUGAGAAAAUAGCGUCCCAACUUGUAGAAAAAUCGUGCUUCCAGAGGCGUGUGCGCGUCCUACUAUUUGGGCUGCUGAUGCAGGGUGUCGCCGCUAGCUUAUUCGGCCUCGCACCGGAUUUUGUACCUGAGAACCCAGGUGCAAUCCUAGCGAUUCAUCUGGUCACAAGAACAUGCGGAGGUAAUCGUCGAUAUACUAGUGGUUCUAGAAUCUUCAUUCAUGGUAAUCUCAAACAAAAGCUGCACCUUCUGCACCUCCCAUACAGGACAUAUUUCAUGCAACAACUCGUACCUUGGUACAACCUUAACCUUUCUCUAAUCUCUUUCUGCACCUUCGUUCAUCUUCAUCACUCAGGUAUCGGGCAAGCGCUAUCGAACCUGGCAGUUUUUAGCAUGGUUGCUGAUCGCUUCGUACACGAUCUAGGAUUUGUUAUGGGAUUGAAUGAGGUUGUCAUUGGCGUCGGAUUUUCGGCCGGUCCACCGAUUGGAUCUUGGCUAGAGCUACUCGGCAAUUCCUUCGCGUGUCCGUUUCUUUAAGACUUUCCACAUUACGUCCUCCACUCACAUCCUCGACCUUUUUUCGACUGGAAAAUAGGCGCAGAAUACUCUGAAGACUGUAAUGCUGUAACCUAGAAUUUCUAGUUAGCGGCAGCAUGAUCCUUUCUAUCACCAUGCCAGUGGUAGUCCUGCUGUGGUCCUUCGAGCUCAAAAAUUUCCUCAUUGAAAAUGCUCUUAUUGAGAACAAACAAGAACAUACCAGCAGUAGUAAAAGAAGCAGUAGCAGAAGCAAAAAUAUGACCACAACAUCACGAUCAGCGUCUCCGGCAUCAUCAAAAGCUAAGACACUCUCUGAGAAAGUAGAGGGAAUGAAGGCGACAACGAGCAACGAAAGUACUCAGCAGGUGCUCUUGAGUCCGACAUCAAUUGGUGCACAGCUCACCCCAAGUAUCAGGAGUCCUACCUCGAAAACAAAUCAAGAUCAAGAAGCAUAUCCUGAAGAAACGGAAGAGGGAAGAAGCGUGAAUCUCUUCCAGCUGCUCUCAUAUACGUCCAUCAUGGUGCCUUCCGGGUUCUUGUUUUUUGGGACCUUCGUUUUUGGUCUUGUUGAGCCGAUCUAUGCGAUUCAUGCCAGAAAGUUCUUACACCUCGAUAUUGUCACAAUAGGCUACAUGUAUUGUGCUCUUUCCGUCUCCUAUAGCGUAUUCGGCGUGCCCGCGGGCGCUAUUGCGGACCGACAAUCCCAAUACCUUCCUGUUCUGAAAAUCGGCGCGCUCAUUUCUGGAAUUGCCUUGUUGCUCUUCGGCGACUACUAUGAUCUUUUGGGCCUUAACAUUGGAACAGAGGGAGUUGCACAGCAAGUAGGAAGCACAAUGCCGGAGGUAGAUACUUACAUCCAUUCGAUGUCUCCUGUAGAAACGAUACAUGAGGAUAAACUCGCUGGGUCUAGUAAAGAGGCUUGUCAACGAUGAUCGUUUCUGUAGUUCACAUCCGCGAUCAUGGCUAGUCGUGUGCCAGAUCCUUGCAUGAGCAGUAGAACGCUUUGUGACUACAAACUCUCCGCUGGUUCCAGGUUGAGUUUGAAGCUGCGAUUAUGCUUCUUCUCGGAGUGGGACAAGCCGCCCUCUUAGUGCCGACGCUGCCAGCGAUGAAACAAGGAGCAGGAGAAGCGAAAAAGAAGUUCCUCCAGGACACAGGACGGUCAGUUAAGGCUACCGCAAAUGCAUCCUCAUCAUGUACAACUCCUUGCUUGAUCGCCUACAGCCCGGAAGUACUUGUUCUUGUAGGUCUUGACUACGUAGAUCAAAUCUAUUUAUUUCCUUUUGAGGGAAAGGCGAACAAGGGAAUGGCGGGAAAAACAAGAGGCGAACAAGUAGGAUGGCACCCAUGAUGUUUUCCUCUAUGAUGAAGGAAAACCGACCUCCAAGGAUGCACUGUAGUACUUCUAGCUCUAAGUCAAUCAGCAUAGCAACAGACACCGUUGUUGCUCUGUUCAAUAUGUUUCAGCAGUUGGGCCUCAUUGUAGGGCCGCUGGCAGGUGCCUACCUUCGGGAAGCCAUUGGCUUCGCACACACAAUGCGGCUUGGAGGCAGUGCCGUACUCCUCUACCUCAUCCUUGCGCAAUUUAUUCCUGCCUAAGUGAAGAUAGCAUUAGUAGUACAGAUGCCUAUGGCGCUAUGAAGACUAGGGUUCUUCGAGUAAGAUAGAUAUAGAUUCGGCGUGAGAAGCAUAUAUGAGCAUGGACGCUGCAUUUGGCAGAAUUAUAGAUAAAAAUGGCGGUCAGAAGUACGACCACUAGCUCCUGGCGACCAAUAGGAAAUUUUCAAAUUUAGAGUUGGUCAUGUUGCUGCCCUCCACAGUGCCCUGUACAGUGUUUCCACUUUCUGCUCAAUUACACACUUUUCAGAACAUAAUACCAACACAAACUACUACUACAUCGCCGGCCCACAUAUUAGAUUUUGAUCACCCUAGGAAAUGUCUCAUCUCGUCGGCAUUUCUACUGUAGAGAUGUAGUGACGAUGACGAUGAAGCCAGCACAUUUCCACACCGGAUCAUGUGUUGGCAUGGGGAGAUACAAGCUGUAGCUUUUCAUACAGAAAAUGAACGACAAAGGGAAAGGAUUCCUCUUAAAUACGUUGAAUGCCACGAUAAGGCUCUUCAGUAGAAGAAAACAUCCAGAUCCAUGUGACAUCUAAAACUGAAAAUGUAUAGACGAUAGUAGACCUUAGCAGGUGAAUCAUAAUGGAUAAAUAGGUGGUGUACCAGUCUAGAGAUGCUUGACUGCACUCCAGGCGCAAAACCUAUCUUCUAGAUUUUUUGAAAGCCAGACGACUCGGAAAAUAUGCUUGGGAAUAAGGGGGAUAAUGAUCCUUGUUAUAAAUUUGUAGUUUUAGGUUGUUGUGUAGAGUUUUCGACUUUCUAACCACAUUGUUAUUUCAUGUUGAAGGGUAUGAGUAUGUAGAAGAUCAUCGUGGUACCUCCAUUUGAUGUUUUUUUGGUGUCGUUGGUCAUACGACAGAACUGCAGGUGGGAGCAGAAAAUAUGUGUAUAUAUGUCAUAAAAUAAGAUUGUUACUCGUCGUGAAAAGAAUAUUUUGCAUUCCAACACGUAGCGAGAGAUGCUCAUUGCUUCGUAGAUGAGCCGAAUCCUAUCCUAUCCCAUGAAAAUAAUGAACCCUUGUCCCUUAGAGUUAGACCACAUCACAUUCACAGUCACAGUAGUACUUCUAGUAGGUCGUUCUCAUAAUUCUUGUUGUUUUACCCAACGCCAAGAAAGCUGCAAGUCUUCCUCGAUUACACCGAUUGGGCAAAAUGGAUGAAAAGACAAGAAUUACUCCUGUUCGACAGAGGUUGCGGUCACCGG
This is a messenger RNA of Amoebophrya sp. A25, 4032 nucleotides long. The record is from the annotation of a GenBank genome assembly. NCBI's taxonomy places the organism in Eukaryota, Dinophyceae, Syndiniales, Amoebophryaceae.